AUGGAAGAGGCCCCUCUGCUCGGCGGCAUGUCCAGCCCCGAAGACGAGAUGGUGACAGACCUUUUCAGCGCCGAGAGUCAGUUUGUUCCUGAAAACCUUCCCCUGAAAACCCCGGUGGCGGUGAAGAACGAGGAAGACGAGUUCCACGUCUUCAAAGACGCGUACCUGGGCUCCGCGGACCCCAAAGAGCCCCUGCUGCACGCCUUCAACGCCCCGCUCGGCGGGGACUGCAGCGGCAAAGUCAAAGUGGAGCUGCUGGUGGAUGAGAACGAAGAUGAGGAAACGCUCGGGGAGUACCCGAGUCUUCCCAAGCUCAAUCCCCUGGAAGACGCCGUUCUUCCCGCCGCCGGGCAGCCGCACGCCUACAACCUCCACUUCCUGUCCUCCCUGCUGACCCCGCACCGGAGUCCUGCCGUCGGGCCCAGGGAAGGAGCCGCCCACCCCGGCGUCCGCGUGAUUCCAGUUGAAAUCAAGGAAGCAGGUGGUACUAUCACAAGUAACAAUCUGGAGGAAGCAACUUUUCAGAAGCCUCUGGCCCAGGAGUCCUGCUGCAAGUUCCCAACAUCGCAAGAAGCAGAGGAGGCCUCUGGCUGCUCGCAUAAGAAAGACUCUAACCCAAUGGUGAUAUGUCAGUUGAAAGGGGGAACACAAAUGCUGUGUAUAGACAAUUGUGGCACAAGAAAACUAAAAGCACUUCAUUUGGUUCCUCAGUAUCAAGACCAAAAUAAUUAUCUACAGUCAGAUGUCCCUAAACCUAUGGCUACUUUAGUAGGAAGAUUUUUGCCAGUACCAGCAAAUUUAAAUCUCAUUACACAGCAACUUGAUAAUGGAGCCUUACCAUCCGUAGUCAACGGGUCUGCUUUCCCUUUGGGAUCAACUCUUCCAGGACCACCAAAAAUAACUUUGGCUAGAGUAACUGUUAGUUCAUGGGACACAAAGUCUAAAAAGCCAUGUAACUGUACCAAAUCCCAGUGUCUGAAAUUGUACUGUGAUUGCUUUGCAAGCGGGGACUUUUGCAACAACUGCAAUUGUAAUAAUUGUUGCAACAAUUUACAUCAUGAAAUCCAACGGUUUAAGGCCAUUAAGGCAUGUCUUGAUAGAAAUCCGGAAGCUUUCCAACCAAAAAUUGGAAAAGGAAAACUGGGAGACGUUAAGCCUCGACACAACAAAGGAUGUAACUGCAGGAGGUCAGGCUGCCUUAAGAAUUACUGUGAAUGCUAUGAGGCCAAAAUGAUGUGUUCUUCUAUUUGCAAAUGCAUCGGUUGCCAAAAUUAUGAAGAAAGCCCAGGACAGAAAACACUAAUGAACAUGCCAAACUAUAUGGAAAUUGGAGGUUUUGAAGGCGGCCAUCAUUUGUCAACAACUAAAUUUUCAGGACUACCAAAAUUCAGAAAAGAUAGGCAGUCAUCCUCAUGCAUCUCCUGGGAGGUGGUGGAAGCCACGUGCGCCUGCCUGCUGGCUCAGGGCGAAGAGGCCGAGAAGGAGCGCUGCUCUGAGUGCUUGGCAGAGCAGAUGAUCUUAGAGGAAUUCGGGAGAUGCUUGUCGCAGAUUCUCUAUAUUGAGUUUAAAUCCAAAGGGUUGAAAACAGAGUCAAGUACAACAUGGUGA
Kogia breviceps (pygmy sperm whale) is the source of this 1608-nucleotide messenger RNA. The record is from RefSeq and is a predicted model, not a curated record. Lineage: Eukaryota; Metazoa; Chordata; Mammalia; Artiodactyla; Physeteridae.